Ceratotherium simum simum (southern white rhinoceros) is the source of this 3665-nucleotide messenger RNA. RefSeq names its product EGF domain specific O-linked N-acetylglucosamine transferase (gene EOGT). The record is from RefSeq and is a predicted model, not a curated record. Gene Ontology annotation, cellular component: endoplasmic reticulum lumen. NCBI's taxonomy places the organism in Eukaryota, Metazoa, Chordata, Mammalia, Perissodactyla, Rhinocerotidae. Gene Ontology annotation, molecular function: protein O-acetylglucosaminyltransferase activity.
GUUUCAUUUCUGACAGGUUUUAGAUACCUGAAACAUCGCAACAGCUUCUGGGUGGUUCUGAGGAUUAAAGAGGUUGGGAAGUUGCUAUGUUAAUGCUGCUUGUCUUUGGAGUAUUAUUUCAUGACGUCCCACUGAGUGGCCAGGAGGAGGCUUCUCCCGAGGGUGAUGGCAUUCCAGGCGAACCUCUGUUUAACUACACCAGCAUCCGCCUGCCGGAAGAGCACAUUCCCUUCUUUUUGCACAAUAACGGGCAUAUUGCCACGGUCUGUAAGAAAGACUCACACUGUCCUUAUAAGAAACACUUAGAAAAUCUAAAGUACUGCUGGGGUUAUGAGAAAUCCUGCAAACCAGAGUUCAGGUUUGGUUAUCCUGUCUGCACCUAUGUCGACAUGGGAUGGACGGACACUCUUGAAUCCGCCCAGGACCUAUUCUGGAAACAAGCUGACUUUGGAUACGCUGGAGAACGGCUGGAGGAACUACAUGUGCUCUGCCAGCCUAAGGAAAUGAAUGACUCAAGUCUGGUAUGUUCCCGUUAUCUUCAGUAUUGCAGAGCAGCCAAUCUUUAUCUUGAUUUAAGAAACAUCAAGAGAAACCACGACAGAUUUAAGGAAGAUUUUUUCCAGAGUGGUGAAAUUGGAGGACACUGUCAACUUGAUGUUCGUACGUUGAUGUCUGAAGGUCAGCGCAAAAGCCCUCUGCAGUCUUGGUUUGCUGAGCUCCAAAGCUACACUCAGCUCAACUUCAGACCUAUAGAAGAUGCUAAAUGUGACAUUGUUAUUGAAAAGCCAACCUACUUCAUGAAAUUGGAUGCAGGCGUUAACAUGUAUCACCACUUCUGUGAUUUUAUCAAUCUUUAUAUUACUCAGCACGUUAAUAAUUCAUUCAGUACAGACGUGUAUAUCGUGAUGUGGGACACCAGCUCCUAUGGAUAUGGUGACCUGUUCUCCGACACAUGGAAAGCAUUUACUGAUUAUAAUGUUAUCCAUUUGAAAACUUACGAUUCCAAAAGGGUAUGUUUUAAAGAAGCUAUUUUUUCAUUGCUCCCUCGAAUGAGAUACGGGCUGUUCUAUAAUACCCCUCUGAUAUCUGGCUGUCAAAAUACUGGAUUAUUCAGGGCAUUUUCCCAGCAUGUACUACACAGACUGAACAUCACACAAGAGGGACCCAAGGAUGGAAAAAUUCGAGUCACCAUCCUUGCACGGAGCACAGAAUACCGGAAAAUACUAAACCAAAAUGAGCUUGUAAAUGCACUGAAAACAGUAUCUACAUUUGAAGUCCAGAUCGUCGAUUACAAGUAUAAGGAACUUCGGUUUUUAGAUCAGCUAAGGAUCACACAUAACACGGACAUAUUUAUUGGAAUGCACGGAGCUGGUCUUACCCAUUUACUUUUCCUUCCAGACUGGGCUACUGUGUUUGAACUGUACAACUGUGAAGAUGAGCGCUGUUACUUAGACCUGGCCAGGCUGAGAGGGGUCCACUACAUCACUUGGCGAAGGCAGAACAAAGUCUUUCCUCAAGAUAAGGGCCACCACCCAACUCUGGGGGAGCAUCCGAAAUUUACCAACUACUCUUUCGAUGUAGAAGAAUUUAUGUACCUUGUCCUUCAGGCUGCAGACUACGUAUCGCGACACCCAAAGUGGCCAUUUAAGAAACAACAUGAUGAGCUAUAAAUACGUUGACUCUUUUGCAAAAAGGGAGUGUUCAAACGCUCCACCACCCAGACUCACAGUUCAGUCAGUAAACAACCUGUCAUUUCCUAGCCCCAAAUUACCUUUUCUAUACCAAAACAUGCCUUCAGGAUAUUACUUAUGUAUUUUAUAGUCUUUAACUGUUUCAUGUGAUUUUUGUGUCAUUGCUAUUUAUCAAGAUACUAUUUUUGCACUGAACAUUUUACUUUUUAUAGAUCAAAAAUUGGGCAUGGGCUCACUAGUGUAAUUUCUUCUUAGGGAUACCAAAGUUUUCAACUUUCUUAGCUUUAGAAUUUGUAAAUGUUUUUGUAGAAUCGCAUGGGAUUGUAACUUCAGAGUGUUCCAACUUAUUUAUGAUGUCCCUGAGUAAAUUCACAACAGCUCUUUUAUUUGCCAUAAUCUGUUCAUAACACUGUGUUAAGAAAGGAAAACAUACACAACACAGCACACACACGAGUUGUGAUUCUCAGUACCAAGCUAUAGGACCAUGUUUUGGAUCAAACAGUGUUAUAAACAGAUCUGUUUUACUCUAUUGGUCAGAGUGCAAACUAACUUCCACUGAAUUCUCUGCUAUAUCUUUUUAGUCAACUCCAUCUUAUAUGCAUCAAGAACCUGAAUAAACCGUGGUGCUGCAUUAAUUUAUAUUCACAUAUUUCAUAUGCAAAUCUUGUUUUCCCAAAAUGUAACAACUACAUGUGAUAAAAACAAAUUAGAAGAUUUUUUAGGACUGUUUUGUGUACCUGCUAGCUGGUUUCCACUGGUUCCUUCUUAGCUGUGGAGAUCAUUAAUAUAUCAAAUCGUGGUUUCCGUUGUUUAUGUAUUUAUAACUGCAUAUACCUGUGUGUAUGCGCCUACCUCUUGUGCAUGGAAAUAUUCCUACCUUUGAGUUUGCAAACUUCAAAUUAGCCACAUGAAGAGAAUUUUUCCCUAUAAAAAAGUAAAGCCAAAAAAAAAAAAAAAAAGGUAAAGAUACAUGUGAACUAUCCAAUUCAAAAUGAAAAAGAAACCAUAAGAACCUGCCAUUGAUUAAAAAGAAUAUCUGAAAUGCAGUCUCACUCUUUGAAUGGGAUUCCUUUCUUUCUGUUGAUGAACUUUCUAUUUAGCAGUAAAAAACUAUGAAUUUAUUUUACUGCAAAAUGUGAAGUUUACACUUUAUUAACGCUUGAGUAGUCUAAUUGAGAGACUAGUGACUUGUAUUUUUUAAAGUACAUAAAAGAUUAGUAGAUGACAGCAGAGCUAAGAAUUUUUUUUUUUUUUUUACAUUUUAUAGGUGUAAAAAAAAGAAGAAUAUGCAACAGAGAGGUGACCCAAGAAACCUAAAAUAUUUAUUAUCUGGGCCUUUACAGAAUAAGUUUGCUGACUUCGGCUUUAAAGGAUUAUGAACAGUCUUCUAGGGUUUAGGAAUAUUUAUUAAAAUAUCUGUAAAAAAAAUAGUGAAUCACUGUAGCAAUAGCUUUGAUUUGGAUCUGAAAAUUGUGUAAAAAGAAUUACAACAUAAGAAGUUGUAAAUGAGUGGUAUUGCUGCUGUUCUCUGUGCAGAAUACUGAGUACCUGCUAGGUUAUUUCACAUAAAAGGAUUCCUAAAGGCAAUCUUGCACUUUUAGUCAGAAAGGUAUAAAUACCUGAAAAAAUUAUCUGAAAAAAAAAAUUAUCUUCUUACCUCAUUUUAAGAAGCUUAUUGAAAUGUGAUUCUAUAGAUUAGUGAGAAUUUUAGAAAUUGAGAACAAUUUCAUAAUAUAACUAUUAUAUUGAAUAUUUUGCAUUUAAAAAGAAUACAUUUUAUGUAAACAAGAAAGUACAUUUGAUACUUUAUGGAAUUAACUUUUAUCAGACUUUUUUAUGGGAGCAAAAGAAGGUCUUCAAAUUGUUAUAAAGUUUAAAAUGUAAAGACUGCUCGUUUUAUUAACUCUUUUAAAAGGAUGCAUUUCAUUGUAAAUUUGGGGUAUGGCUUUGGAAUAAAUAUAUUUUAUUUGAGUA